This is a messenger RNA of Gaeumannomyces tritici R3-111a-1, 741 nucleotides long. RefSeq lists its product as hypothetical. The transcript is spliced from 8 exons. The record is from RefSeq and is a predicted model, not a curated record. NCBI's taxonomy places the organism in Eukaryota, Fungi, Ascomycota, Sordariomycetes, Magnaporthales, Magnaporthaceae. The coding region runs from base 1 to 741 and encodes 246 amino acids.
AUGGUUUUAAAUGCAAGCCGGGCAUUUCGCUUUGCCCAAAAAGGGUCGAAACGUUUUAUGUGCUUAAAAAAGUUAAACAUAAGCCGCGAUAAGGUUUACGAAAAAAUUAAUCCAUUUAAAAAAGGUUGUAAUCUUUUUCGAAGCGGUUUUGCUCGCGGUAUCCUUUGCUUUAAACGCUUUUUUAUGCUUGGCUUUAAAAUUACCUUUGCCUUUAAACGAACUUCCUUUUUUUCGGUCGAAAGGAUCGUUUGCCAGGCCAAGCGUUUAAAUUUAUGGUUUUUAACGUGCUCGGCCCGGGCUUUUGCUACGAAAAAGUUAAAAUCCAAGGUUUCGUUGGCUUGCACGUUAUUCGGGAACUUUAAAUUAAGCGCUAUUACGAAAAGAUCGUUAUUCGUACUACCUAUAAUUGGUAGCAAUCGAAAAUUCGUAAAAAUAAAGCGGUUUUCGGCAACGUUCGGGAUUAACAACGGAAUUUGCUUCGGCAAAAAAAACUUUGUCGAAGGAGGUUUUGAAAGCGGUUUAAAAGUCGCCGGGCUUAUAACUGUUGCAGGCAAAAGGGAUAGGCACGUAAUUAAAUUAAAAUGUUGUUAUUUAAGUUUAAAGAAAAAGGAAUUUUGCUGGAAAAAAGGGACGGAUUUAACCUUUUUAUAUAAGUACAAAGGAGCUUUGGAUGGUCGGUGCACAAAUCCCGGAUUUAUGCAUGGCGGUCCUCCAGAGCCUGUGCAUGCGCUUAAUAAGUAA